UCCGGGCAACUUCAGGUCGCGCUGAUACGAUAAGAAAACAAUAUGCAUACCGUCAAUAAUCGAAGAAUUAACAAAUUACAACUAAUUAAUUGGUGAGGGCUCAGUGAAAUCGAAUGAAAAUUGUGGUCGCGAGCUGAGAAGUGUUGUGAUCGCCUCCACAACUGGAUUAUGAUCUUCGCCGGAGUCCAGUGGAUGUUGUGAACUGUCGGAGAUGAUUUUGACACCGUGUUGUCACCUGACACCGUCAAAAUUAUCGCCGAAUUGUUGAUAAGUUCGCUGAGUGAAGAAUUUCGUGGAGUUGUUAAUCGUAAAGUUUUGAUAUCUGGGGUUAAAUGAGUUGUCCCUGAAGAUGGACGUCGUGACGACCAGCUUAGAGGCUCUUCUUCAGAGAGCGAUUAAUCCUCAGAAUGAGAAGCCGGACACGGCAGCUAUUGAUGCUUUCUGCGUGAUGGUGAUGAAAGAAACUGGAGGCAUGCAGAUUGGGUGCAAAUUACUUGCGACUCAUAUUCAAUCUGCCACUGAGAAUGAAGCUCUUCAGGCUCUCUCUCUCCUGGACACCUGUAUGAAGCGUUGUGGUCGUCUCUUCCACUCAGAAGUCGGUAAAUUUCGUUUCCUCAACGAGAUGAUAAAACUAGUGUCCCCGAAGUACCUCGGCACGAAGACGCCCGCCCCAGUCCGUGAGAAAGUUCUCUCCUUGCUGCACAGCUGGACGCAGGACCACCCGCGAGAGACGAAGAUCAAGGAGGCCUUCGAGAUGCUGAAGAGCCAGGGGGUCGUCAAGACUCCGCAGAACCAGCCGCACCCCCAGGUAAAAUCUCCAAAGGUAGGAAACGCCCUCUUCGAGGACGAGGAAACGGCGAAGCUCCUCCAGGAGCUCCUCCAGAGCAAGGAUCCCUUCGAGCUCCAGCUUGCCAACAAACUCAUCAAGAGCAUGGUGAAGGACGACGAGAGAAGGAUUCAGCAGAAGUCCCAGAGGAAUCUCGAGCUGGAGUCAGUCCACAAUAACGUCAAGCUAUUAUCAGAGAUGCUGGACAAUUACAAUCCAGCAGAGCCGAAUCCUGACGACGUCGAUCUCAUGAAGGAACUCCACCAGACAUGCCAGCGCCUCAAGCCCUCGCUCCUCCGUCUGGCGGAGGAAACCCAGGACAACGACGACAUCCUGAGUGACGUCCUGACCGCCAACGACGAGCUCUCCCACGUGUUCGAUAAAUUCAACUCCACUUUCAGCCAGAGCAACGAGUCCAACGCCAAUGGCACUUCUCUUCUCGACCUGGACACCCCAGCUGACACCAGUCCCUCCUCCAGCAAUUGUCUCCUGCUCAACGACAAUCAGAGAUAUACUGGACCCAGUGACAUCGAGAUGCUGGGGGACAUAUUCAACUCUAUCUCGACAACACCAAAUGUCCCCGAAGUUUCCGCCGAUAGCUUCGAUAAUCUGAUGGAUAACGUCAAUGUUCUUCAGCCUGUGAGUGUGCAGAAGGUGAAGUGCGAGCCUGGGGAGAAGAGUCCAGGGGUGAAGGUGGACGGCAAGGCGAAGGCUCUGGAGGAACUCAAUGAAAUGGGGAAGAUCAUGCUGCAGGAGUCACUCCUCGGGGGCAACAGGACGAUGAAGAGCUUGGUUGAUGAGUUCGAAGGGUCCUUAGGAGACGAAAGUGCCCUUGAGGAUGGGGACAAGAACAAAAAUAACAGCAAAACGAUUUUGAUAGGUCAGGUCAAGGAAACUGGGGGUGAAGACAGGAAAAAUGGCCAGGGGAAUGUCAACUGGGGGGACGAUGGGGAGGAUGAGAAAAUGGUGCUGGGUGGUCAGAAUGGCAAGACUGGUGGGGGGAUUGAUCGGAAUGAGGGGGAGGUGGACAUCAAACCCCUGGGGGAGUUGCACGUUACACUCAGUGAUGUUAAACCCAGCAAGGUACCUCCAGUGACUGUUAUUGAUAAUAAAAAUGAAAUAUCUGUGAUUCUGCAUUUUGCCGAGGGCGGACCCAGGGAGGAUGUUACUGUUGUUGUUGUCACUACUGUGAGCAAAAAUUGUAAAGCAUUGAGGGACUAUCUGUUUCAAGCUGUUGUACCUAAAAGCUGCAAGUGUAGGCUCCAACCACCCUCGGGCGUUGAGUUGCCCGGGUUCAGUGUUUUUUUGCCACCUGCUGCUAUCACGCAAAUCAUGAUGAUCGCUAAUCCACUGAAGGUGCCUCUCUCACUAAAGUUCAUGCUGAGCUACACAAUGGAGGACGAAACCUUCACGGAAAUGGGAGAAGUCGACAACAUCCUGACAUCUUAAUUAAAAAACCCCAUUUUAUUUUCUUCAUUAGAAACUAGGGGUCAAUAACCACUCGAGCAAUUUUUUUUUCACUCUUAAAAGGAAUUUUACGAUAAAAGAUUAAACAAUCAAAGAGACUUUUCAAUUAAUUAUUCUAAAGGGGAAAAUAGAUGAUUUUCAUUCUCGUUGAUGUUGUUCUAGUCGAAAACCAUCAAAAGUACUUUUUCGUUGAUGUUUCAGUACUUAAGAGAAUUAAUGACUCGACGUAAUCAUAACGAUUAUCGUUUUAAUUUUAGGGUUUAUCUGUGAGCAUAUGUUUAUAUACGAAUUUCAUUGUCUUCGUAUACUUGUGAUGUACUGGAGUAGCUGAAGGAAUGGAUUAACUGAAUAGAAUUAUUAUAUUUGAAUAAAAAGUAUAUGAAAUUGUGUUUGAAACAGGAA
Messenger RNA from Diachasma alloeum, 2695 nucleotides. It is a transcript of the gene Gga, whose product is annotated as ADP-ribosylation factor-binding protein GGA1. NCBI's taxonomy places the organism in Eukaryota, Metazoa, Arthropoda, Insecta, Hymenoptera, Braconidae. Gene Ontology annotation, molecular function: ubiquitin binding; small GTPase binding; phosphatidylinositol binding. The record is from RefSeq and is a predicted model, not a curated record. The coding region runs from base 350 to 2275 and encodes 641 amino acids. Gene Ontology annotation, biological process: vesicle-mediated transport; intracellular protein transport. Gene Ontology annotation, cellular component: trans-Golgi network. The transcript has 4 exons.